Messenger RNA from Homarus americanus (American lobster), 6742 nucleotides. RefSeq names its product sodium-dependent neutral amino acid transporter B(0)AT3-like. Lineage: Eukaryota; Metazoa; Arthropoda; Malacostraca; Decapoda; Nephropidae. Gene Ontology annotation, biological process: sodium ion transmembrane transport. The record is from RefSeq and is a predicted model, not a curated record. Gene Ontology annotation, cellular component: plasma membrane.
AGAAGAACAAGUGUGAAGAAAAGGACAACGAGUGUGACGAUCCCAGAGGAACUGAUACAAACACCAGUGGUAAAGACCGAAGUGGUUGCUGAGGGCAAGAAGGACGCCAUUCAGAGUCCCACCCGUUCAGAGAAGGAGGAACUCGGGGCCCUUACGUCAACCCCACCAGGAGGAGACGCCAUCCAGGCCAGCGUUGCUAAACCAGGCGACGGCGUGGGGGAGGAACGCGAGUCAUGGGACAGCAAGUGGCAGUACCUCCUGGCUGUCAUCGGCUAUGCUGUCGGUCUUGGUUCAGUGUGGCGGUUCCCUUAUCUCUGCCAGAAGAACGGAGGAGGAGCCUUCCUGUUCCCCUACUUGAUCAUGCUGGCGGUGGAGGGCAUCCCCGUGUUCUACCUGGAGUUAGCAGUGGGACAGCGACUCAGAAAAGGUGCCAUUGGUGUAUGGAAUCAGGUGUCGCCGUACUGUGGAGGAAUCGGUGUGGCCUCAGCCUUCGUAUCCUUCAACGUGGCUCUCUACUAUAACACGAUCAUCGCCUGGUGUCUCUACUACCUCGCCGGGAGCUUCAGGAGUCCGUUGCCCUGGUCAGAAUGUCCCAAGGAAUACUACGCUAACGGAUCCUACAGGAUUGUGAGAGAGUGUGCGAAAAGCAGUCCCACCGAGUACUUCUGGUAUAGAGAGACAUUGGAGAUCUCACAGGACAUUAGCCAUCCCGAGAGAUUCAACUGGAAGAUCGCAGUGUGUCUCCUCGUGGCGUGGUUUCUGACUUACCUCUGCAUGGCCAAGGGUAUUGCAUCUUCCGGAAAGGUGGUGUACGUGACGGCGCCUUUCCCCUACCUAGUACUCGUCAUCUUCUUCGUUAGAGGAAUUACCCUGCCAGGGAUGGAGGAUGGACUCAAGCACCUCUUUACACCUGAUUGGGGGAAGAUCCUGGACCCGACGGUGUGGCUGGAGGCGGGGACGCAGAUCUUCUUCUCGCUGGGUCUCGCCUUCGGGGGUCUUAUAGCCUUCUCCUCCUACAACCCGAUACACAACAACUGCUUCCGCGACGCCGUGGUGUGUGGCAUCAUCAACUGCUGUACUGCCAUCUUCGCCGCCGUCGUUGUCUUCUCCGUGCUAGGGUUCAAGGCUCACAUAACCUACGAACAGUGCAUCAAGGAGAGAGACUCAAUCAGGAUGGAGGUGUUAAACUUGACAGAUGGUUUAGCAAUAGCUCCAGGAGAGAUGAUCAGCAUCGAUGGACACACGGAGAUACCCAUGCCUACUCUACCCAAGUGUGACCUACAAGAGACCCUCAAAAACUCUGCCUCUGGGACGGGCCUGGCUUUCAUUGUGUUCACUGAGGCCAUCAACCAGUUCCCCUGGGCACCCUUCUGGUCAGUGCUCUUCUUCCUCAUGUUAUUUACUCUUGGGAUCGACUCUGAAUUCGGCACCUUGGAAGGAGUCAUUACCUCUAUCGUCGACCUUAAAGUCUUCCCGAACGUUAGGAAGGAGAUCUUGACAGCCAUCAUUUGCUGUGUGUGUUGCGCUAUCAGUAUGGUGUUCGCGCAUGGUGCUGGUAACUACGUCUUUAUCCUGUUCGACGACUUCUCUGGUAACAUUCCCCUUCUCAUCGUCGCCUUCUUUGAGUGCAUCUCUGUCUCCUACGUCUACGGCCUUAGAAAGUUCAGUGAUGACAUUGAGUUGAUGAUCGGCAGCAGACCAAACAGCUUCUUCCUGUUGUGUUGGAAAUAUAUCUCCCCUGCUGUUAUGCUGACCAUCCUUGGCUCAUCCAUCAUCAAACAGGUGAUGAACGGAUCGAGCUACAUGGCGUGGGAUGCUAAUGCCGGCGUGGUGAAGUUAGAACAGUGGCCAUCGUGGGCGUGGGGGGUGGUGGCCGUCUUGGUGUUAAUAUCAGCUCUCUGGAUCCCUGGCAUAGCUCUUACCAGGUUGUGUGGCUUCCAUGUGAUCCAGGACGAAGAGCCAGCGUGGUUCCCUGCCGAGGAGCUGAGAGAGUUCCACACAGUCGUCCCCCAUAAGGUGACAGCCGUGGAGAGGAAAUUAUUCUGCAUUAAAGAGGACGGGAGUGAGGGCCUCUGCUGUCCCAUCGGCGGACCACCCAAGGAGAACGUCUAAGAAUAAGAGAAAAAAAAAAUAUGUUGUGUUAAUUGAAAGGGUAAAUAUAUAUAUAUAUACUGGAUUGAUUAGAAAACACGGAGUGAUAAGUUGCCUGUGUGUAGAGGAGUGUUAGUACGUAGAGACAGCAACAGAGACUCGUGGUUGUGGAGUAGAAACCAAUGUUCACCUGACGAGAUAAUUAUACGGUAACAAGCCUCUUCAUUGUCUGUUAAGAAGUAUUUUGCAUAAUAUCUGAUCGAGGCUUUUUGCUUGGUACCUUUUUUUAGCUUGAAAUACCCAAAUUUUAUUGUUGUCUUAUCAGUUGCUAUCAUAGGUGCCUCUAACACCCCCGCUAUACUCCCUUAACGACGCCACUUAAUGAUGUUGUCCCUAAGAGUAUCUGAUACCUCAUACAGAUAUAAACAGGAGGACUUCACUAGCCAAAAUCCCAUUCUGGUCUUUGCACUUGUAGUAAUAACAACAAAUUAAAUUCAAACGUGUGGAAAAAAUACCUUGUGAGUUGUGUUGAGUGAAGAGCCGGGAGGUUAUGUGACCCAAGUGAGAACUAUACGUGUGUUCAGCCUCAUAAUAGCGGCUGUCAUUAGGCUGCUGUUAACAGACUCAUCAUGAGGGCUGUUGAUGUGUACAGUAAUAGUCAGGAGAUUCUCGGUGUCAGUUUCGUCACCAGCAACAUGUAAAUAAACAGUGUGGGCAACACCAGUGAGCAGCAUGGUGGGUUGUGUCGGCUCUACAAUAUGGAGAUUGUUAUAUUUAAUGAAGAAUCUACAAACAGCUUGAGUUAAGAUCCAUAACUAAUCAAUUUUAAGACAAACUGAAUCAUAUUAAGAUUUGAUUAACGGUAAUACGCCAGUGGUGUGAGGCGGCGGUUGAGUGGAGACAGAGCCUAGCUUCUGUCCUAAGAAUUAUUGGUUCGAUCUACGGGCACUUCCACUUCACCCAGCUGUAAAUGGGUACCUAACUUUACAGUCUGGGAACUGAAGGUGGUCGAGUGCAGUGCUGAACACACUGCCUCCUUGUGUACCAAGGCCCAUGUACCCGGGAACCGCCACAGAUUCCUGUUGAAUAUACUGUAAGACUAACCAUUGUUUUCAGUAUUUGUAUUCAGUACUGUACUUACGACAGGUGUAGAACAUGUUCACCAAAGUCGAGCACAUAUUAUAUCCCCUGACGCUCUAAUGAGAGACCAAAAUACCACGAAAUAAUAAUAAUAAUAAUAAUAAUAGACAGCCAAACCACCACUCAAAAAACAUACUUUUUUAUUAUCAACACCAAUGAAGAUCUUUUGGAGGACAAUCACCUUAACAAGUUUUAGUAAGAUCCUUAAACUCCUUCAAGAAGAAUCACUCCGCCCACCUGACAGAGUAGGCGAGGGGGGGGGGGGGUCUGUUUGUUGUUAUAAGUCCCAUCAGUUAUAAGUAAGAUUGUUUACUGGAGCCGCCAUGACACCACUAUGGUACUGGUGAUGCAGGCGGACACGUGGAGUGGGAAGGGGGACAGAAAAUGCAAGGGCUAUAUAAAAAGGGAAAGAACAUAGAGAGGAUUAGGACACAAAGUGGGAGGGACACAUAAAAUGGGAGGGAAAUAGAACACGAGAUGGGAGGGAGGGAGGGAGGGAGGGGGGAAGGGAAGACUCUGUGGAUCAACAAACGCUUGCUCAAUUUACCGAAGGACUUGCAGGCUUAUGGGUGUUCUCUUGUGAACCCUCAGCGGCGGCCUCCCUCGCGUGUCGCCCUUGAGACAAACACUCACUCGAGGACGAAGCUUCUCGCAACACAGAUAAAUCCCUGAGUUAAGAAGUGCCUCUUAUUGCUUGUUUGAUUGUUAUUCAUAACAGUUAAUUACAGCUGGUUGCCAAACUAUGUUGAAAAAAAACAAAUAAAUAAAUAAAUAAAUACUGUUUGUUACACGAUUUAAGAUGGAUUUUUCUCUGAGUGUUUCAUAAAUGUUUAUUGAUGAACAUAUAGCCAUGUAUAGCUAUAGAGUGAAGUAUAUGUAUACAUGGUGGUGGGUGUCCUAGAACUAGUCAGCUAUAAUACUGUUAAUGGUUUUGAUUAGAGCUGACACAUCAGGCGGAGAAGUUAGCUAAGUCUACUCAGGUAACAUAAAACAUAAAUAUAUAUAUAUAUAUAUAUAUAUAUAUAUAUAUAUAUAUAUAUAUAUAUAUAUAUAUAUAUAUAUAUAUAUAUUUCUUACUUUAAUUAAUUAAUUUUCAUGUAUAUGUGAAAAACUCCUACAGUAACUAAUAAGACUGAGUCAGGUUUACCUUCACUACAUAGCUACAGGUGUUAAAGGCAUCUGUUGUUUGUUAUUAUUCACGUCAACACUUUGAGUAACAUCAGCUGAUCGUGAGUGUGUGUGCUGCUGCCUGAGGAAGGUGACGUCACUAACUCCUGGGCGUGAUGGGUCAGCCAGUAGGUCUGCAAUAAUGUAACUUAUAAGACAUCACUGUCAGUAUGCAAAUUGUUUGUGCAUUAUUUUAGCUCGCGGUGUCCGACAGUUGUGUGUGGCUCCGUGAAUGGUUGCAAUAGCGAAUUUCUUGGAGGGUGACACUCCCAGAAAAAAAAAAACUAAAAAAAAAUGUCCUAGUACAUGUUAAUGAAGUGUAAUGUCCUAGUCUCUCCCUGUAUCAUUGUUGGGCAGAUCUGAUGACAGCAAUUUUGAUAUGGUCUUGAAGAUUAUCGUUUACUUCUUUUCUGUUCUUUGGUAUUUUAAUUCCCGUAUGAUAACUAUUUAUUGUUAGACGGUUUACAGUUCUGUACAUUACGUGAAACUGAUCUUGACUUGUAUCUAUAUAAACAUGAAAACAAAAGAAUUUCCAAGUGCUUGUGCCUUUCGAUAAGCACAUCUUCUCCCGUCUAGUUAAGUGUGCUGAUCUGAAGGAGUGGAAGGAACUAAGUCACAGGAGACUUUAGCCAAUACAAAGCUUUCUAUUUUGUAGGUAAGAGAGAGAGAGACGGAAAAAGAGAGUGAGAGAUCGAGAAGGAGGAAGAUAUAGAGAGAUGAAGAGAAAGAAAGAGAAUGAAAGUCUCCAGAUGGUUGAGGAGGAGGAGAACUGAGCCACAGAGAUCGAGGCUACACGGUUGACCGCCUCUGAGACACUGACACUUGGUUGGUGGCCGAGGUGGAAGGUCCGCCUCAAUAAGAAGUAAAGCUGCUCGACAAAGAGUGUGGUACACUCCUGGGCUGCCGCGUUAUGACCACAUGAAAACUGCGAUACAAAAUUUGACAACCUGUGAUAUAUUUUUUGGGCCGAGAUUUUUUCUAUUAAUUAUUUUUUUAAAUGCAAAAUCACGUUCUUCCAUGAUACUCCCAUAAAUCUUCCACAGAGUUAAGCAUGUGACGUUAACUACACUGCGAUAUCUUGCUGUUGCUUCAGGCCUCCAAGAUCCACGUACACGGGGACUCUUACGGCGAAUAUUUCUCGUAAGAUAUAAAAAUGCAUUUAACUCCUUAACUUAAAACAUUAACAUGACGUCUAUAGUUUAGCAUCAAGGUCACACAAAGACUAACAUAACUAGAUACCUUUACUUAACACCAGACAACACCAAGGAACAAAGUCUUUGGAAACAUUUGUCAAACACUCAUUUUGACCUGAUGCUAACUGAACGGAUCUAGUUAAGGUAGGAUUUUAGAAUCAUUUGGAUACUAUGCUUUGUCGUUAGUUCUGUGUUUUAACGUAAGUCAAUCAGUUCGGUACAUUUUUAGAUCUUGAGGGACGAGAAAUAUUUGUGGCAGGGGCCUCUAAGGACCCGGGUCUUGUUCACUAUACACGGCUAAAAGGUAAAUCACGAAUCCGCUUUUGUUUUUUCUUUGAGUGAAGCAAGAAGAUCCCAGAUAACAACCUUAUACACGAUUUGACUCAGAUAAAUAUUAAAAAAAAGUUUCUUCAUUGAGUUGUAAUUCACACACAUCUAUCUAUCUAUAUAUAUAUACAUACAUAUAUAUAUAUUCAUUUAUUUACUUAUAAGUAGGGUCACGCGUUAGGUAUAGAUGCUUUGAUAGGUUGAACUGCACUUUGGGGUUCUAUGCAUAUUUCUUUACUCUCUAUGUAUAUGCAGCUUCACCAAUAAAGAAAUUAUGUAAAUAAAUGUUAAGAAUGUAUGAGUGAAGCAGAUGAAGCAAGGUUUACCCCUCCUCUUUUACAUUGCAUUUUGUUGGUUUGUCACUGUGAGUUCAUAAGACAUCUUGGUAUGCUGAAGUAUUUGCCAUAUAACAAAAUAUUAUACAAUUUGUCACAUGUUAUUUUUCUCGUGAAUUUAUUUCUUGAAGAUUGUUGCUAAGGAUUUACGUGAAGUAUUGAAAGUCUAAGUGGUAAAGAAUUGUCGAAACUAAAUGUUUUAAAGGAGUCAUGUUUGGUGCUUCAAGACUGACAUGGGACUGUUCUUGUAGCCUGUGUGUGUGUGUGUGUGUGUGUGUGUGUUUUGUGUUGUGUCGUGUUGUGUGUGUGUGUGUGUGUGUGUGUGUGUAAAGAAGACGCGUCAGACAGACACACACACACAGGCUACAACAACAGUUUCGUCUCAUCAUGGAAGUUCUCACAGGAUCCUUCAAGACAAGUAGCCAACUCCUUCAAUAACGGUUCCAGUUAGAUUUGUGAUUACUGACACUAAUAAACCUUCCGACGGUA